Messenger RNA from Telopea speciosissima, 984 nucleotides. RefSeq lists its product as uncharacterized. Bases 1 to 984 code for a protein of 327 amino acids. The transcript has a single exon. The record is from RefSeq and is a predicted model, not a curated record. Lineage: Eukaryota; Viridiplantae; Streptophyta; Magnoliopsida; Proteales; Proteaceae.
AUGCUAGAUCGUUGUUACCAAGAUGCCAACAUGUUCGCUAUCAUGAAGGCGAGAAAAGUAGUGGAUGGAAGAGCUACCGAGAAGAAAAGGACGAAUGAAAAGGAAGACAAGAAGGGGGACGACAAGAGAGCGAGGUCAGAGAGGGAUUCAAGUCCCGAGUAUACCCCACUCAAUACCACCAAGACUAAAAUCUUGAUGGAAGUAUCGGAUCGAGGGCUACUGCAACGGCCUUGGUCAAUGUUUUCAAAAUCGGAGGAUCAGAAUCCAAAAAAAUUUUACAAGUUCCACCGAGAGAUAGGCCAUGACACGGAGGACUGCAGACAGCUAAAGAGGAAAAUAGAAGACGUGAUCCAAAAAGGCCACCUAAGGCAUUACGUGAAGGAGGCGAGAGAUAACCCUCGAGGCCGAGAAACCACAAGGAAUGACUGGCGAAGAGAUGAUAAAGCCCGAAGAGGGGGAGAUAGGGAUCGCCCAAGCGAUCAGAGAAACAAUCAUCGGGAAGUCAGGAGAAACCAGGACGAGACCAACACAUCCACAGCCCCAUCUAUCCUCACCAUCCUAGGAGGACCAGGGCAAGAGUCAACUCGCCAAGCUAAGGCGAAAGCCAGAUUUGUGGCAGUACCAAAAAUCUUCGAAAAGAAAGCGCGCAUGGAGCCCGAUAUCACUUUCUCAGACCGAGACAUGGAGGGGCUGAGCUGGUGGCACGACGAUGCUGUCGUGGUUCAGGCAGUUAUAGCCAAUCGACCCUUCCAUCGGGUCUUAGUCGACACAGGGGCAUCCGUAGAUAUGCUAUCUUACGAUGCAUAUCUACAAUUUGGGUUCAAGGACGGUACGCUGAAGCCUGAGUCCGCACCCUUAUACGGAUUCUCGGGAACACCAGUGCCAAUUGAAGGGUCAGUAGAGCUCCUGAUGACAGUGGGAACCACCCCAUACCAAAAAAUCAUGAAGGUCAACUUCAUGGUCGUUCGGGCAACAACAGCCUAA